GCACGAGCCACAUCCGUACGUAUUCCGGAUGGAGGUCAACAUUCGUGCUCGACACUCCCCCUUAGGGGAAGAGCCGAGUGCAGACCAUGUCCGGAUACUCUUCCCGGAUAAAUGUCUAACCUUCGUGUUCGGCACUACUCCUCAGUAGAAGAGCCGAGCACAUGCCACAUCCGGACGUAUUUCCUGGAUGGAGGUCAACAUUCGUGCUCGGCACUCCCCCUCAAGGGAAGAGCCGAGCGCAGCCCAUGUCCGGAUGCUCUUCCCGGAAAAGGUCUAACCUUCGUGUUCGGCACUCUUCCUCAGGAGGAGAGCCGAGCGCAGUUCCCGGAUGGAGGUCGAACAUUCGUGCUUGACACUCCCCUGGGAGGAAGAGCCGAGUGCAACCCUUAAGGCUAAUGGCGAAAAGCGAAAACAAGACUUAAUCAAAUCCAAAUUUUAUUCAUCCCGGAAAACGGGCAAGUACAUGGCACGAACGCCUUACAAUAAUUAAACACCUUGCAAUUAAAAGUACGGGUAGACUUCAGUGCAUGCCACAAUUCCACCCCCGCUCGCAAGGGCAAGGUGGGGGG
Molecule: messenger RNA, 569 nt
Organism: Cuscuta campestris
Lineage: Eukaryota; Viridiplantae; Streptophyta; Magnoliopsida; Solanales; Convolvulaceae
Source: the annotation of a GenBank genome assembly